UAAUUAUUGUCCUGCAGGACAGCUGAUCUAUUUCAAACAGGAAGCUGUUUACAGAUAACACUUGCAACUGUUUUGUCUGAUUUGUUGAACUGUCGAAAAGAAAAAGACAACCUCUUUUCAAAUUAAAAACUGUCAGACUUCUGUAAACAGCAGCAAUGAGGUUCAUCUGUGCAGUGUCCCUGCAGGCACAGAGUGCUGUGCAGUUCCCAUUCUCUCAGCAGCCAUAAGGAGUCAGUGACCUGUAAGUGCUCAUUAUGAAGAGAGAUCUGGUUUUCUUGGUGACUCUAAUUAGCCUUGCCUUCCUGUCACUGCUAAGAUCUGGAUAUCCUCAACACAUUGCAGAGGAGUCCUGCUCUGUUCAGAUUCUUGUUCCAGGCCUCAAAGGGGAGGCUGGAGAAAAGGGGGAGAAAGGUGCUCCAGGUCGUCCAGGCAGAGUUGGACCUCCAGGAGAAAAAGGAGAAAUGGGGGACAAAGGCCAGAAAGGCAGCAUCGGACGUCACGGAAAAAUUGGUCCUAUUGGUUCAAAAGGUGAAAAAGGAGAUAAUGGUGACAUAGGACCACCAGGUCCUAAUGGUGACCCAGGCAUCCCUUGUGAGUGCAGUCAGCUAAGGAAGGCUAUCGGUGAAAUGGACAUUCAAGUAGCCCAGCUGACGACAGAGCUAAAAUUCAUAAAAAAUGCACUGCCCUCCCCCGCAGCUGUCGCCGGCGUGCGCGAGACAGACAAUAAGAUCUAUCUGCUGGUGAAGGAGGAGAAGCGGUACAAGGAAGCCCAGCUGUACUGCCACGGACGAGGAGGGACGCUGAGCAUGCCCAAGGACGAGACUGCCAACACCCUGAUUGCCUCGUACAUCAACCAAGCUGGGCUCACCAGAGUCUUCAUUGGGAUUAACGACCUGGAGAAGGAGGGGAACUUCGUCUACUCCGACCGCUCGCCCAUGCAGACCUUCAACAAAUGGCGCAGCGGGGAGCCCAACAACGCCUACGACGAGGAGGACUGUGUGGAGAUGGUGGCCUCUGGGGGCUGGAAUGAUGUUGCCUGUCACAUUACCAUGUAUUUCGUCUGCGAAUUUGACAAAGAAAAUGUCUAAGCUGCUCUGCUCUUUCUCUCUUUUAAGAAAAAUGCUUAAGACGAUGGUACAAGUUGCUCCAUGUUUAUAGAGUACAAGUGAAAUUUUGCAAGUGUGCGGUGUCGGAGUUGUACAGCUGUAAAUACAGUUCAGGUAUUUCAAAUAUCAGAAUUUACCCUUCAGAAGGGAGGAGCAGUAAUAAGGCAUAGCUUGAUUGGCUUUUUUAUAUGUAGGAAAAUAUAUGUGUUUAGAUAAAAAUGUGCUUUGGGGCUAAAUUUUGCCCUUACAACAGUUAACAACUGUGAUUGCAUGACUGUAAGGGGAGGCCGAAUUUGGCCUCUAGUUGUUAGAAUGGUAAGAAUUAGAUUCCUGAUAUUCUUUUAUCUUAGUAAAAUUUGUAGUUAUAAAAGCUAAUAACUUGUAGUGCUACAAGUAGGGAUGUUUUGGCAACAAGACAUAUUUUUUAUACUCCAGUUAAUAAGUACAAAUAUUACUGUCGGUUUUUUGAAUGUUACAACAUUUGUUUUCUUUUUUUUUUUUAAACUGGCCAAAGCAAACCAAAAGUCAAGAUUCCUACCAAUUUUGUAAUGUUUCUUCAUUAAACUGUUCAUAGAUGUAUGACCAAAAAGUGUUUAAGUAAAUAGAAUUUAGUGCUGUGGGAGGAAAAAGUCUAGUGAAAGGUGUCCCUGCCCAUGGCAGGGGGUUGGAACUAAGUAACCUUUCUCUUCCAACCCAAACUAUUCUAUGAUUCCGUGAUUCUAUGUUCUGAAAAUUCUUAGAAUUUAGUACUAAGAGGGUUUCUAUCCAGAUGGUGUUUUGGGGUUGGCUAAAUGUAAAAGUAACAAUUUGAUUUUCUUCAUUCCUCAGCUGAAAAUGAUUCAGUGCAUGAAGUAUUUCAGGCCCUAAAUAAUUUCUCAAGUAAAUGUUUCACAUUUCUUUAAGAUAAUCUUGGUGCAUCUUGUUACAAAACAAGCAAAAAUACCAGCCCUCCAUAAUUUAGGCAGACUUCAUAUAUAUGCAAUUAAGCUCGUGACAACACAUUAGCAAUCAGUUCCUUUUAGUAAGAAAACAGCUUACAUGUUUACACAGAUUGUUAAAAUAAUCCCCUGAAAAGCAGAAAAGUUUCCAAAAUUUUCCUGUGUAUAUAGCAGUAAUAAAUAACUUUGCACAAAUAAUUUAUGUACCAAAUUUACAAUUGCCUGUGAUGGAAAAAGGGAUGUAUAUUUCAAGAAAACCACCCCAGCAUAAUUUCACAAAAUAAAUGAUGAAUUACUUUAAAUCUUCCCAGGAGCCAGUUGCAUGCCACCUCAUCUCACUGUUAGGCAUAGGAAAAACAAAAGAAAUUGUAAAAUCUCUAACAGUGCUUCUUUAGGAAUACCUUGCACAGUGCUUUAAGAUGAUUUUAAAGGAUAAAUGAUCCUUGCAUAACAUUCUGGUCAAAAUGCAUCUCUGGUCAUUAUGGCAGAUUGGUCUAUAGGAUAUCCACAGUGGAUAUGGCAUGUGGUUCCAGAGAUUUCUUUACAGCAAGGAAACUCAUAAACUCUGUUGCAGCACGUAAACAAUCAAUGGCCAUACAAUGCUGUUCAUAUCCACAGACAUUAUUUGAUUUAUAUACCUGAGAGAACAAACUGUUUUGUUUGAUAUAUUUACUCUGUAAAUCUCAUUCCUUUAUAUAUAUAUAUAUAUAUAUAUAUAUGUUUGCUAUUAAUUUUGAAGAUCACUAGCAGUACUAUACUAUCCUAUAGUAUUUGAUUAUCAGCCCAGCUCCAGAAAAAUCACUCAAAAUGAAUGGGUCCUUUGAUUGCUUCAUUUUCUUUUAAUAAAGAUAGGUAUGGUACCUGUGUGUUAGUCAUUCUUCCAACUGCAUAUUGAAAUCUAUUAAAUAAUGUGAAUCUUUUUCUACAGUAAUAUUCAAAGACUCUAUAGAAUUUGCAGGGAGCUAACAAUUCCAGUAGAGCAAUUUGUUUAGAGCAGUGCUUUGAAUAUCAUGAUUGUUUCCUGCCUGCCAUAGAAAUCCUCAGAAACCGUUUAAGUCUCCAACAUACUUUUGUCAAAUCAUUGUUGCUAUAUUAAAACAGUCCAUACCUGAGACACAGAUAUUUGAAGCUCCCUCAUUAUGUCUGAUGAAGUUGCUGUUUUUCACCUAGGUUUUGAAAUUUUCUGUUGUAUUGUUCAAUUUCCUCAGAAAAAUGAAAAGAGGCCUUUUAGGGAGAUAGGAAGCUUUUUGAGAUGCCAAAUGCUCCUAUUUUAGCUGAAGUCACACCAGGUUUUAAAGAUUUCCUUGUUAUGUGUAGCAUUUAAACAGCCUCAAUUUCUACUAAAAUUUAGGAUAAAAGGUAAAAGCAAUGGAAAAACAUUUAUUUUUCCUAGUUUUCAUGUUCUUCAGGAUAUUUUUUCGCAGUUCUUGAUAUGUGAGGUAGAAACUAAAUUAGUUUCAUUGUCAGACACCUGUACACUAGCUGCAGCAGCUCUUAUUUCACCAUUUGAGCAAAGGGAGCAAGGCUGGUGUGUAAGGUCUGUAGCUGUCCUGCAAGGGGCAACAACAGCACAUCUGAUAUUUACCCCUUUGAGGAACUAGGUGGGAAGUGAUGGAGGCAUUGGAAAUGAAUGAGCCCUUCAUAAUUUCUUUCACCCUCUAGUUGCUGAUGCCUGUAGGUAGACCCUUGCUGGAGGCAGAAAUCAAUGUUGCAUGUAGUGCUCAGCCUGCAUGAAGUCUGCUGACAUGCUUGGUAAGGUUCCAUUAUUCUCCCUGGAAUUUGGUACUAUUUUUUUUUUUUUUUAAAUAAAAUGAGUGAUAAGUUAAUUUUACUUGGGGUGUUUUCCAUAUGCAUUAAAACCUGCAAUUGUAAUAUAAUUACUCAUUUUGUGUAGCUCUGCAGAAGCCUUUGGAACAUGUCUGUAUGGCAAGCACAGGUUUCUCUCAGACUAUUCUUAUAUGCUCUAUUUUUGAUGGAUAAUUUUUCCUCAUAAAUAUAAUUUAUUUUAUUCUUGAAUAAAGGGCAUUCUAUGGCAUUUUAA
Messenger RNA from Serinus canaria (Common canary), 4085 nucleotides. RefSeq names its product collectin subfamily member 11 (gene COLEC11). The coding region runs from base 255 to 1088 and encodes 277 amino acids. The record is from RefSeq and is a predicted model, not a curated record. Lineage: Eukaryota; Metazoa; Chordata; Aves; Passeriformes; Fringillidae. The transcript is spliced from 7 exons.